AUGGUGUUCUUCCAGGCCUGCACCCUGGGGUGGCUCACAUUCGGGCUAUCCAUGGCAUUUUCACAGAAUGAAACACCGUCCGUCCCUGGCCAACUGUUCAACUCAUUGGAGGAGUCCGCUCGGUUGGUGGAUAUCACCUACUGCGUUAGCACCACAGGCAUCCAAGAGCCGUUCCAGUGCUUGAGCCACUGCGCUGAAUUCCCAGACUUGGAACUGGUUACCACUUGGAACACCGGAAUCCUCUUAUCUGACUCAUGCGGCUAUAUUGCGGUGUCGCAUGCUCCGACAAAGCGCAUCGUUGUUGCGUUCCGGGGCACUUACUCCAUAACCAACACCAUCAUUGACCUCUCCGCAUACCCUCAGUCCUAUGUCCCAUACACCGGAGAGGAAGGAGAGGCAACAGAACGCCCGACAUGUGCGAACUGCACAGUGCACGCCGGAUUCAUGACCUCAUGGAACAACACCCGCUCUACGGUGCUUCCCCGGAUCGAGGCAGCGAGGCAGCAAUACCCGGACUACGAAGUGAGCUUGGUCGGGCACUCCCUCGGGGGUGCAGUGGCCGCACUCGCGGGGUUGGAGAUGCAGCUGAAGGGAUGGAACCCGACGGUCACCACAUUCGGGGAACCGAUGAUAGGCAACGGAGAAUUUGCCAAAUACCUGGACGACCAGUUCUCGCUGAACGCGCCUGAUCACGCUGAUGGCAGCUUCAGGCCUCCACAGUUCCGCCGCGUCACUCACGUUGACGACCCGGUCCCACUACUCCCUCUUUCCGAGUGGGGAUAUACACCUCACAGUGGGGAGAUAUUCAUCUCCAAGCCCGAGCUUCCACCUUCCAUUGGAGAUAUCCAGCUGUGUGAAGGGAACCAGGAUCCACGGUGCAUCGCCGGGAGCGAAGCGCCGAGUUCUUUGAUGGAAAUCUACCAAGAUGUCUCGAUCCCUCUCAGUGUGUUCGGCGAUCGUCUAGAUCCCUGCUCAUCUAGUAGACAAUCCAAGUCGGGAAAGACCCACCAGGUCGUUUUGAGUCGACUAAGCUCCGCGAGAGAAGACGUGACAUGUGCCUCGGACGCCACGACGCCGCUGCACCCCCGCAGCUGGAAUUGGUCCCUGAUCCCUGCUCGAUACCGCCUAUGGGAGCUGUUUUUUGCCCAUAGAGAUUAUUUUUGGCGUAUUGGACUUUGCUGGCCGGGGGGAGAUCCGACCGGCUAA
Penicillium chermesinum is the source of this 1206-nucleotide messenger RNA. Its product is annotated as lipase family protein. Lineage: Eukaryota; Fungi; Ascomycota; Eurotiomycetes; Eurotiales; Aspergillaceae. Gene Ontology annotation, biological process: lipid metabolic process. The transcript is spliced from 2 exons. The record is from RefSeq and is a predicted model, not a curated record. Bases 1 to 1206 code for a protein of 401 amino acids.